AUGGAAGUGAUGAUACUCUCUCCGCUUGGUUGCGGCUUUGAGACCUGCUUCAUUCAGAGUUCACAGAAUACUUUGGCUUCUGCCCUUCGAGGAUACCAGCAGAACAAUGUGAAGGUGUGCUUUGGAAAGAAAGGGAAAGAAAAGGAAGGAAGGAAAGAGAGAAAGAAAGACGAAAAGGGGAAAGAGAAAGGAGCCGCGGCCGGCGGCGAGGGCAGGAGGUUGGCCAACAAGCACAGCAAGAAGGUGCUGAAGGCCAGCCUGACGCUGGGCAUCCUCCUGGGCAUGUUCUUCGUGGCCUGGCUCCCCUUCUUCGUCGCCAACGUGACGCAGCGCGUCUCCGCCGAGCGGACGGCGACGCUGACGGCGACGCUUAGACAGUGCGAAGCCACGUUUUCACCGCCGAAUCCAUCCGCCUUGUUUCUCCCUCCGUCCAUCCCACCUCUGCUCGCUGGUGCCACUUCCUCGUCCCCGGCUGAGAGCUGUGAAGCACCACCGAGGUGCUCCCACGUGCUGAUCCGCGCUCGAAACGCCGAGGCUACGAGCUUUUACUGA
Molecule: messenger RNA, 552 nt
Organism: Struthio camelus australis
Lineage: Eukaryota; Metazoa; Chordata; Aves; Struthioniformes; Struthionidae
Source: RefSeq, a predicted model, not a curated record